Messenger RNA from Puccinia triticina, 513 nucleotides. RefSeq lists its product as uncharacterized. Bases 1 to 513 code for a protein of 170 amino acids. NCBI's taxonomy places the organism in Eukaryota, Fungi, Basidiomycota, Pucciniomycetes, Pucciniales, Pucciniaceae. The transcript has a single exon. The record is from RefSeq and is a predicted model, not a curated record.
AUGCAGUGCUCGCAUCAACAAGGAAAACUAACCACAGUAUCAGGGACCAAGCUUCUCCCAAUUGGUGCCGCCACGGGGAGGAGAUUCUGCGCCGGUAUCACUAUCAGCCUCCAAGGCAACUACUAUAUACAUUGCGAGACGCAUCUGGGGCCGGGCCAAGCCAAGACCAUGCACGCGCUAUGGAAACAUGCCAUGGAGGCGCACAAGGGCGCUAACGUACAUAACUCAGCCCCUCCGAGGAGCUCACCCCCGAAGGAGACUCUCUGGCAAGCGUUGGUGUUUCAAGACGAGCUGAUUACUCGAGGAAAUCACACACCCAAGGGAUCAAAAUCACAGGAUGCUCAGCUGACUGAUGACUCGCUACAGCGCAAGAUCAUGCUGCAGUCGUCGUCUCGUCGUGCGCCGCUUCGCCUGGCGCAAAACGCCACCCCGCCUGGCGCAAAGCUCGACCUCGCUCCAGAUUCCUUGAAUUGCGGGUUGGAUAUCUUCCUGGAAGCAGAACUUCGUCUUUGA